Symbiodinium necroappetens is the source of this 1407-nucleotide messenger RNA. The record is from the annotation of a GenBank genome assembly. NCBI's taxonomy places the organism in Eukaryota, Dinophyceae, Suessiales, Symbiodiniaceae.
GAUCCGGACACUCGCCUUGGGCAGCUCCUGAAUGCUCCGGAAGUGAACACCCUGAAAUCCUGCAGCUUUCCGAAGGUCAAAGCCUUCUGGGUUGGCGCAUCCCGGCAGUUCGCCAGCACCUGGGCCGCGAGGUCCCAAAAUGUCACCGUCGCCAUCGGCUAUCACACGCAGCAAGGACGAUCUUACAAGACCCUCUUUGACACUGUCUUCUACAGAAGUGAGCUGAAAGCUGCAGUGCAAGCCUUCCGGGACAAACUGCGGGUGAACAUCAUAUUUACGCACCCCGACAUGACCGAAGGUGACAUGGACGGUGCAACUUCCGUGAUCUACGAGAGGGCUCAGCUACUUUCCCCCGUGCCCGCCGAGAAGUUUCAGGCAAGCACCACGUGGUGCUUUGGUCACUGUGCCAAAGAGAACCUUGCAUUCUGCCAGAUUCAGCAUCUCCUCGCCAAGGAUGCUACCUUCUUCUCCAACCUCGGGUCCAUGUACUCCCAGGGUUUGGGGGUGGCCCACAACUCUCAAAAGGCGCGGGAAUUCUUAGAACUCAGCAUGGAGAUGGGCCAUGAAAAAGCCCCCACCAAUCUUGGAAUGUUGUACCAGAAUGGUGAUGGCGUAGCCGAAGAUCUUCGCAAGGCCAAAGAACUCUACGAGCUGGGAAUGAAAAGAGGUGACGAAGGGGCCCCUGACCUGCUUGGAAGGUUGUACCAGCGUGGGCAGGGCGUGGCGCAAGACUUUCGCAGAGCCAAGGAAUUCUAUGAGAUUGCCAUCGACAGGGGUGACACUGGCGCCUGCUAUUCCCUUGGGAAAAUGUAUCAGCACGGCCUUGGAGUGGCCCGCGACUUGCAAAAAGCACGAGAACUCUUUGAGCUGGGCACACAACGGGGUGACGCUACAUCCCCCGUGUUCCUUGGGAGCAUGUACUAUCUUGGGCAAGGUGUUGCGAAAGAUUUCCGGAGAGCGCGGGAACUCUUUGAACUCGGCACGCAGAGGGGCGACUCCAUGGGCCCGUGCAGCCUUGGACUCUUGUAUCAGAAAGGGCAAGGUGUGCCAGAAGACUUGAAGAAGGCCGAAGAAAUGUACGAGAUCGGCAUCGAAAGAGGCAACGACUUUGCUGUGCAACUGCUUUGGGGCCUUGGGUACGUGUACGAGCAGAUGGCUCGCGACUUUAAAGUGUCGGGGGCAUACGACCCUUUAACGCAAGAGCAUUAUCAGGAUGCAGCCUACAACAAGGCCAAGGAGCUCUACGAGUUAGCCAUUGCCAGCGGCAGCAUUUCGGCCAUGUGGGACCUGGCUUUUUUGUACAAGAACGAUCUAAGCUCCGAUGAGCUGGCAUGUCAUUGGAUGGCCAAGGCGAAAGAUGCCGGGGAAGGGCAAGCUGCCAGCAAGCUGGCCGAAUGGCGCUGCUGA